Cryphonectria parasitica EP155 is the source of this 2598-nucleotide messenger RNA. RefSeq lists its product as uncharacterized. The coding region runs from base 1 to 2598 and encodes 865 amino acids. Gene Ontology annotation, biological process: carbohydrate metabolic process. NCBI's taxonomy places the organism in Eukaryota, Fungi, Ascomycota, Sordariomycetes, Diaporthales, Cryphonectriaceae. The transcript is spliced from 3 exons. The record is from RefSeq and is a predicted model, not a curated record.
AUGAAGCUGCAAAGUCUUGCUGUGUCACUUGUGGCUGGUCUCGCGCUCGUAGAGGCCCAGAAUGAGAGACCAUAUCCACCUACAGAUGCAUACUUGCAGACCACCAGCUUCCUGGAUCAUGAAUCCUACCUCGACGGCCUAGAUGAUCAUCAAUGGUAUCUAGACAACAUCCCGUUCAUCGAUGUGCCUGAGCCAUCGAUCCAAGAUGUCUAUUACUAUCGCGCCAGCGUCAUCAAGCGGCAUAUAAAAUGGGCACACGAGGGCCAUGGUUGGGUCGUGACCGAGUUCAUCCACCCAGUGUCGUGGGCCUCCAAGUUCCAGACCAUCCCAGACUCGGCGCCGCAUCAUGUCGUCGAGCUUCGUUGGCUGCGGGACACCAACUACAUCAAGAACCUCAUCGAGGAGUAUACCCGCGGUGGUGUAGAGAAACUCUCGGGCAUCAGCUAUACGCACUACAUGCAGAGGGCAAUUCUAGAACACGCACAGGCAACCGGCCAUGUCUCCUUCCUAGUGGGUCAGCUAGACGGAAUGAUAGAGAGCUACAAUCUGUGGAACAGCACCAGGGACAACACCACUGGGCUUUACCACCGCACGCCUCUCUCGGACGCUCAGGAGUACAGUCUGCCUGGGUUCCUCGUGGGUGGUCCUGGGGGAGGCCCCAUGCAGGUGUGGAAUGACUUUGGGCUGUCGUCCAGCAUGGGCGGUGGGAAUGAUUAUGAUUUGAUCUGGCUUGGUCCAGAGACGUAUAGGCCCAGCUUUAAUGCCUACAUGGUGGCGAAUGCCUGGGCGAUUGGACAAGUUGCUGAACUGGCUGGCCACUCAGCUCUGGCCCAGACCUGGACGGACUACGGCAACGAUCUUUACAGCAAGAUGGAAAAUCUCAUGUACAGCGCUGAGCUCAACUUCUGGAUCGACGUCGUUGAGGGCACCAACCUGCGUUGCGAAGGCCGUGAGCUCAUUGGGUAUUUCCCUUAUCGCUUCGGCAUUGGCACCAACCAGACGUACAUCGACGGUCUCGCCGCCGGGCUCGACACAGAGCAUUUCUUAACAGACUUUGGGCCGACGACUCUGGAGCAGACAAGCCCGUACUACACAGCCCUCAAAAAUACAACGUACUGCUGUCUCUGGCAGGGGCAGAGCUGGCCGUUCUCGACCUCAGUCUACCUGGGGACCCUCGCACGGAUCGCCAGGGACGGCCUGAGCAGCACCAUCACGCCAGCGCUCUUCUACCAGGAGCUGAGCAAAUACACGCGGACCAACUACAAAGACGGCAAGCCAUACACUGCCGAAUCGCACUACCCCACGAUCGACAUGUGGUCGGGCGACACGACGAACCAUAGCGAGAACUAUCUGCACUCGACGUACAUCGACAACAUCUUCACCAACCUAAUUGGUCUCGUGCCAGAUCUAGGAGAUAAUUUGAUACUGCAACCUUUGAUCCCAAGUAACUGGUCAUAUUUCGCGGUCGAGUCCCUGCCUUACCACGGCACACUUCUGUCCCUCAUCUGGGACCAGUACGGUAGCCAUUACGCGAAUGUCUCGGCUGGUCUCAGCAUCUACUCGAACGGCACUCUGUUCUACCACCAGUCCAACUUGAGCGCCAUUGUCAACGCAACACUACCCUUUAACACGACCGAAGCAGCCCAAACCUUGGCCGGCCAGCCCGAAUGGCAAAACAUCCUGGCAAAUCCGAAUUCACCCUACGGCCUGCCCAAUGUAACCGCCGACUGGAACCUCAUCCCCAACGGCGACACAGGCCCCUACCCGCCCUGGAAGAUGAACGACGGCCUUCUCUGGUACGACACAACCCCCGACAACCGCUGGACGAACAACCAGAGCGAGUUUCCCUACAGCACAAUCACCAUCACCCUCCCGCGCGCUCGCAACAUGACAAGCAUCAGCCUGGCCAUCUUCGCCGACGUCGAGAGGGGUGGUGUGGCCGACUGUCCGGCCGGCAUCCGAGUGACGGACGGCAGGACCGGCAAUGUCGUUGCGUUCGAGAACCCUUGGACCGACUGCGUUCCCAAUGCACUGAACACGGUCUUCUUCUCUGAUUUGGGCAGCAACACCAGCAGCAGCGACAAUGUCAGCACGGUCUCGAACUCGAGCAGCAGCAGCAGCAGCAGCAGCACGGGCUUCUUCGUCGAGACGGACCUGCUGGAGGUCACGCUGAGCGAUAAGCUGCGGUACACGACGGCAGUCAGUGAGAUCCAGAUCUGGGUCGAGCCGACCACAGGACCACGCUAUGAGGCCGAGGACGGGGUGAUUGGCACCUUCAUAGGGGCCUUUGAGGGCACGCCCAAGGGGCUCAAUGGCACAAUCGAGAACGGCGGAGUGAGUCUUGGGACGGGCGGCUGGGUCGAGCUGGCGAAUGUGCGGACGCCAGACGACGAGGACUCGGGGCAGACAUCGUUGACCGUUGUAGGCGGUGGCAGUGGCUCUGUGCAGGUGCAGCUCAACUGGCUGUCGAACCAGACGGUGACGUUCUCUGGGGACGGGAAGCAGACGUUGAUGGUGGAUAUGUUGAAAGGGGGCAAUGUGGUGACUAUCUUUCAGGUGGAUGGGACGCCUUGGAUUGAUGCCAUUGUCGUCGAAUGA